Messenger RNA from Haemonchus placei, 432 nucleotides. Lineage: Eukaryota; Metazoa; Nematoda; Chromadorea; Rhabditida; Trichostrongylidae. The record is from the annotation of a GenBank genome assembly.
AUGGAGGACCCUCGGGAGAGGGCAUACAAGGCGGUGGCCUAUUCAGCGGUCACCUUCUCUCUUGUCGCUAUUCUCUCCGUUUGUAUCACCAUGCCUAUAGUGUACAAUUUUGUAGACCAUGUACAGCAACAGACCAAGAGGGAUCUCCAGUUUUGUAAGUCGUCAGCAAGAGACAUCAUGACGGAGAUCACUCACAAGAAGCCCGCAUCGUUUGCAUCAAUCGCGGCGAAUGCUACCAGUGCAAGAGCCAAGAGGCAGGCUGGCUCGUGUGCAUCGUGCUGCAAGCCUGGACAUCCUGGACGUCCUGGUCUGCCCGGCAGAAAUGGAAAACCCGGAGUUCCUGGAGCACCAGGUCGGCCAGGUGCACCUGGACGACCACCGAUUGUAUGCGAGGAACUUGAUAUUCCUCCAUGCAAUCCAUGUCCACCUGGA